Molecule: messenger RNA, 1526 nt
Organism: Hirundo rustica (Barn swallow)
Lineage: Eukaryota; Metazoa; Chordata; Aves; Passeriformes; Hirundinidae
Gene: MOSPD2
Product: motile sperm domain containing 2
Exons: 14
Coding region: 57-1526 (489 amino acids)
Source: RefSeq, a predicted model, not a curated record
UCCUCGCGCUGCCGGAGCCGCCUCAGUGCGGGCGGCGCGAGUGGAUCCGCUGGAUCAUGGCUGAGCAGCGACAGGAUAAGGCGGCGCUGAUAAGCGAGACCCGGCGGCGUUUCGAGGCGGAGUACCUGCCAGAUAAAUCAGAUAAAUAUGAUUCCAGAGAUGUGGAGAGACUUCAGCAAGAUGAUAAAUGGGUUGAAAACUACUUGAUUUGGCGUCAUGAUGUUGUGGAUGAUACUUUAAAGAUGAUUGAUGAAAGCUUUCAGUGGAGGAAAGAAUACACAGUUAAUGACUUGUCAGAAUCUGUCCUUCCAAAAUGGUUAUUUGAAAUUGGUGCUCUCUUUCUGCAUGGAUAUGAUAAAGAGGGCUAUAAGUUAUUUUGGUUCAAAGUGAAACAUCAUACAAGAGAUCAUAAACAGCAACUUGACAAAAAGAAACUGGUCGCUUUUUGGUUAGAACAUUAUGCCAAGAGAGAUCAUGGAAAGCCUUUGACAGUGGUAUUUGACAUGGCUGAAACUGGAAUCAGUCACAUAGACUUGGAUUUUGUCCGGUUUAUUGUCAACUGUUUUACAGAUUAUUACCCAAACUUCCUCACAAAGAUAGUAAUAUUUGAAAUGCCAUGGAUAAUGAACGCUGCUUUUAAAAUUGUGAAGGGUUGGCUUGGCCCCGAUGCAAUAAGCAUGUUAAAGUUCACAAAUAAGAGUGACGUGCAGGAAUACAUCAGUGGAGAGUAUCUACCACCUCACAUGGGUGGAACUGAUUCUUUCAAAUACAGUUAUCCUCCAUUGGUUGAUGAUGAUUUUCAAACUCCUUUAUGUGAAAAUGGGCCCAUUACAAGUGAAGAUGAGCAUGAAAGUAAAGAAGAGAUAGAUGCAGACACCAAGGAGGCUGGGGAGCUGAAUGAAGCACAAAACCUUAAUCAGAAAAAGAUGAAUUCUAUAGAACAAAUUUCCAAAUCAGAGGAAACUGACAAAACAGAGGUCAAACCAAAAAAUGCAAAGAAAGCAUUAACCACUUUUAAAGGACCUUUAUUACAUAUCAGCCCAGCAGAAGAGCUAUAUUUUGGAUCCAAAGAAACUGGAGAGAAAAAAUGUUUGAUAGUUCUCACAAAUGUCACGAAAAAUGUAGUGGCUUUUAAAGUGAGAACUACUGCACCUGAGAAAUACAGGGUUAAACCCAGUAACAGCAGCUGUGAACCUGGCACAUCAUUAGAUAUAAUAGUUUCUCUUCAUGGUGGUUUUGCAGCUUCUUUGCAGGAUCGUUUCCUUAUAAUGGCAGCAGAAAUGGACCAGUCUUCUGGAGCAGGUGUGCCAGAACUGACUCAGUUUUGGAAAGAAGUCCCUAGGACCAAAGUGAUGGAACACAGGCUCAGGUGUCACGUCAUAGAAAGCAGUAAGCCCUCUUCUCUGACGUUAAAAGACAAUGCAUUUAAUAUUCCAGCAAAAACUAAUGAAGAUCUGCAUAUACAGGUAAAAGAGUAUUCCUUUGUGCUGAAUAUUCAGCAAAAUGAUAGAAUAUGCAAGAGUUAA